UCUUUAAUGUUCUUCAGUUUUUUUAUUUUUAAAUUCAAAAUAAAAAGUUCUUAUGGUGGUGGGGGCAGUGGUGCUGAUUCUAAAGCAUUAGAUAAGACUUCACAAACAUUCUGAGUUUUGUAUUUUUGUGAGAACAUUGUGUUGGUACUAUGGCAGGCAAAAAUUAGGAAAAAACAAAUCAUAUUUUUGCUUUGGCGUUUUUUUUGUGUUUUUGUUAGCUAAAUAGGGUAAAGGGUUCUUGGAUUUUCUGUCAAACUUGUACUUGUUCACGUCACUAAUGCUUUUUACACGGUAUUUGCACUGUUUACGUUAAAUGUUUUUUUUACCUUGCCUUUUGUAUACGUAGCUGAACUUUGAGUCAUUUCAUUGUGCCACAUGAAAGUUAAUUCGACAGUUUCUUUGGUUCAUUAUUCUGGUGUUUGCUAAUUGCUUUCUCAAAAAAGGCAGUUUAAAAGUUUAUAUAAAUGUAUAAACAUUUAGAGUGGAGGUAUUUGGAAGAUAAAGAAUUAGUGGAAGGGCGGUGGUGUCAGUGGAUUGCAAGUGGGAUUGCUUCUUGAUUUUUCAGAACUAUAAUUAGCAUUUAACAGAUACAGAAAACGAGUAAAGAAGUCAAAUUUUGUAGUUGAAGGCCCAAGAAUACAUUAUUUUUCUUCUGGGGUUGCUGUUUCUUUCCUUGAAGAUGAAGUUUAUGAAACUUGGAUCUAAACCUGAUCAGUUUCAGACUGAAGGAGAUAAUAUCAGGUAUGUAGCAACUGAAUUGGCAACUGACAUGGUCAUCAAUGUUGGAAAUGUGAAAUUUUACCUCCACAAGUUCCCGCUUCUGUCGAAGAGUUAUCGCUUGCAGAAGCUGGUUGCUUGUACAAACGAGGAAAAUAGUGAUGAAAUCAACAUCCACGAUAUACCUGGUGGACCCGCUGCUUUUGAAGUAUGCGCAAAGUUCUGUUAUAAUAUGACAGUAACUUUGAAUGCAUAUAAUGUCGUUGCAGCUCGUUGUGCAGCAGAGUACUUGGAAAUGUAUGAGUCAGUUGAGAAGGGAAAUCUUAUCUACAAGAUUGAAGUUUUUCUUACUUCUGGCAUCUUUCGGAGCUGGAAAGACUCCAUCAUUGUUCUUCAGACCACAAAAGCUUUUCUUCCCUGGUCUGAGGAAUUAAAAAUUGUUAGUCAUUGCCUUGAAUCUGUAACAUCUAAAGCUUCCAUGGACCCCUCAGAGGUCAACUGGUCUUACACUUAUAACCCUAAAAAGCUUCCAUCUGAAAUAGUGAACUGGCAGCCGCUUGUUCCGAGAGACUGGUGGGUUGAGGACCUUUGUGAGCUUCAUAUUGAUUUGUAUAACCGGGUCAUAUCAACAAUAAAAACAAAAGGCAGUGUGUCUUCAGAAGCAAUAGGUGAAGCAUUGAAAGCAUAUGUCGACAGGAGGGUGCCGGGUAAUAUACAGGGAAGUGAUCCUGCAAAGUAUCGAUACUUGAUUGAUAUGAUAACUUGGUUGUUGCCCAAAGAGAAGAACAGUGUUUCCUUCAGUCUCUUGAUCAAAUUGCUGCAGAUGUCUAUUGCAUUGGAAUGUGGACAAACAGUGAGAAGUGAACUGAAGAGGAGGAUCGGCCUGCAUAUGGAAGAUGCAACAGUAGGUGACCUCCUAAUUCGAGCUCCAGAUACUGAAACUGUUAUAUUCGAUAUCGACCUAGUACACAACCUCGUAGAGAAUUUCUUAAUUCAUCAAAAGAGCGAUCAUAAUGAUUGUUCUGAGGAUAUAUGCCCUGCAUUUGCAUCAGAUGAUUCUGAAGUUAAGAUGGCUAGGGUAAUUGAUGGAUACCUUGCUGAAGUUGCUAAAGAUCCAAAUUUACCACUAUCGAAAUUUGUCAAUCUUGCAGAAUUGGUCUCCAGCGUAUCUAGACCUUCUCAUGAUGGGAUUUACCGUGCUAUUGACAUGUAUCUUAAGGAACAUCCUGGGAUUACCAAAAGCGAGAGAAAAAGAAUUUGUAGGCUAAUGGACUGCAGGAAGCUAUCAGCUGAGGCCUGCGUACAUGCUGUGCAGAAUGAACGCCUUCCUUUACGAGUCGUUGUACAAGUUCUGUUCUUUGAGCAAGUCAGAGCCACAUCAUCAUCAGGUGGCGGUAGUACUCCUGACCGGACCAGAUCGGUUAAUGCUUUGCUCCCCGUGGGAUCUCAGGGGAGCUCCAACACAGGGGACGGCUGGGAUGCUGUGGCCAAAGCAAAUGAGAUUAAAGCUCUGAAAGGUGAGCUUGCUACUCUAAGAUUGAGAGACAGAGAAGAACUUAAAACGAAUGCUGAAAAGGUUGACGGUAGCAAAGUGAAGGGUUCAAUCGUGUCCAAAAAAAUGUUGUCAAAGCUGUGGUCAAAUAAAGAUAGACAAAGUGAGAUUAGCAGCUCAGAUACAUCAGAAAGCCCAUCAUCAUCUUCUAAUGCAGGGGAAACAAAGUCUACCUCAUGUAGAAGUAGGAGGCAUUCCCUGUCUUAGAGUGUGUUCUGUACGAAGGAAAUGUUUUUCAGGAACAUAAGUGAGUUCCUCACUUAUUAUCUUGUGUUCGGUAUUAGCUGAAAAGCAGUCCCCAGGGAUUUGGUUGUGGUAAGAGCGCCACAUGUAUUAGGUGCAGGUCUCGAGUUCGAAAAUGGACGUGGACUAAUGCCUGGUAUUUAAGUGGAGAAAGGUAGGGGCAGGACCAUUAUCUACCGAGUUUCAAACCUUGUGUUGGCCCUCAGAGAUUUUUCGGUAAUUAAGAAAAAUGCAUUAGCUGCAGAGGAAACAUAGUUUCCCUCAUCAUGUAAAAUGUUUCAGUCCCUGUUGACUCUAGGAUUAGAGAAACUAAAUCUGUCACUAACCUUGAAAUAUAAAAGAGAGAAAUCCCUUUUAUGUUUUAGUAUUUGAUUCAAAUGUGUUUGCAAGGUAGAUCAGCUUAGGACUUGCCAUUGCAAAAUCUAAUUUCCAGUUUUUCCAAUGUAUUUUAUAAUCCACUCAAGAGAAAGUAUAGGUUUCACUUGAUUAUAGAUUAUCUAGCGAAGGAAAGUCUUUUGUAGAAGGAAACAAAUCGUAUGGUAGGUUUCAAAUUCUUUCCCUUAAAGUUGGCUCUUUUAGCCAAUUGUAUCAUAUUCUUGAGAAUAAGAAUCUCUACAAUGCUCUU
Molecule: messenger RNA, 3137 nt
Organism: Lycium ferocissimum
Lineage: Eukaryota; Viridiplantae; Streptophyta; Magnoliopsida; Solanales; Solanaceae
Product: BTB/POZ domain-containing protein NPY3-like
Exons: 5
Coding region: 680-2476 (598 amino acids)
Molecular function (GO): protein binding
Source: RefSeq, a predicted model, not a curated record